This is a messenger RNA of Gallus gallus (chicken), 1777 nucleotides long. RefSeq names its product SPO11, initiator of meiotic double stranded breaks (gene SPO11). Gene Ontology annotation, biological process: reciprocal meiotic recombination; meiotic DNA double-strand break processing; meiotic DNA double-strand break formation. The coding region runs from base 761 to 1681 and encodes 306 amino acids. Gene Ontology annotation, cellular component: nuclear chromosome. Gene Ontology annotation, molecular function: DNA binding; ATP binding; DNA topoisomerase type II (double strand cut, ATP-hydrolyzing) activity. The transcript is spliced from 13 exons. The record is from RefSeq and is a predicted model, not a curated record. Lineage: Eukaryota; Metazoa; Chordata; Aves; Galliformes; Phasianidae.
CCACACUGCCCCAGCACAGCUGGGUUUCCUCAGACUUCCAAGCAAGUUUGUAGGCACAGACAGAAGUGCAGAAAACAGUGGCAACAAACAGGGAGCAUCUCAGUCAUAUCUUAAGUGGAAAAGGAUAAUAAUCAUCAUAGUAUGACUUGGACAGCUUGUGGUCUCUGUGGCAGGGCAUGGGGAAUGCGUGGUUCUAGAGUUGGGUUUGCAGCUCUGGGGUUUGGAGUUUGCUUUAUCACAGUGCAGAUACUUAUUGGUAGCUGUUUCUGUGUAGUUGUUUUUCUUGCUUGCUAAUGGUGCUAUGAAAUGAGUCUUGUAUGCUACUAAUGUUGAAGAUCACUGCCUGUGCUAUACAGAGGCUGGUAUCUAUUCACGCUGCUAGAAAUGAGCAGGCAAACACUGUGAGACACAGUGCUGCCCUCAGCUCCAUUCCACCGUUAGCUAAACCAUGGAGAACGUCAUGCAGGCAUACUUGGCCAGCAUUGCAUGUUUGUUUAUGAAAAUUCUGUUAAUCUCUGCAAAGAGGUGGACUAUCAGUAAGGGGUGCAAAUAGAAUUGCUGUCCUCUUCCUUCUAUUUUGUCACAAUUACAGCUUGUGUUGGCCAAGCACUGAGGAAACGGUUCUGAAGUUCUUGAAGCAAUAGAAAAUGUUAUUCUAGAUGUGCUUAAAAGUCUGGCCAAAAAAAAAGCACCUGUUCUCACACUGGCUAAUAGAUCAGAUUGGAGGAAUAUAGAAUUCAAAGAUUCUGUAGGUCUACAAAUGAUACCACAUUCUUCUACAAAACAAAUAAGAAGUGACUGCCCUGCAACAGCACCGAAGUUUGCUAUGAUGCUCAAAAUAUUAUCCAUGAUCUAUAAGAUGGUGCAGAGCAAUUCUUAUGCAACUAAAAGAGAUAUAUACUACUCAGAUAAGCUCCUGUUUGGUAGCCAGAGAGUUGUGGACAAUUUAAUCAAUGAAAUCUCUUGCAUGCUCCAGAUACCUCGAAGAAGUCUGCAUAUACUGUCUACAACUAGAGGUUUUGUUGCCGGUAAUUUAAGUUACACUGAGGAAGAUGGUACAAAAGUGAAUUGUACCUGUGGCGCAACAGCAGUUACCGUGCCAUCUAACGUUCAAGGAAUUAAAAAUUUAUACUCACAUGCCAAAUUUAUAUUAAUUGUAGAAAAAGAUGCAACUUUCCAGAGACUCCUGGAUGAUGAGUUCUGCAUUAAAUUGGCCCCAUGCAUAAUGAUUACGGGAAGAGGUAUACCAGAUCUUAACACACGACUUCUGGUCAGAAAGCUGUGGGAUACGUUUCAAAUUCCUAUUUUCACUCUUAUGGAUGCAGAUCCACACGGUGUGGAAAUAAUGUGUAUCUACAAAUAUGGAUCUGUGUCAAUGUCUUUUGAGGCUCACCAGCUCACCGUUCCAUGCAUAAAGUGGCUUGGUCUCCUUCCAUCCGACAUCAAGAGAUUAAAUAUACGGAAAGAUGUCCUGAUUCCAUUUACAAAGCAAGAUCAAAAUAAGUUAGCAAGUCUACAGAAGAGACCUUACAUUGCUUGUCAGCCAGUGUGGAAAAAAGAACUGGAAAUUAUGGCAGCAUCUAAAAUGAAGGCUGAAAUCCAAGUUCUAACUUCUCUUUCAUCAGAUUAUCUUUCCAGAGUGUAUUUACCAAACAAAUUGCAAUUUUGUGGAUGGAUAUGAAUGCCUGUUUGCAAAUGAGCUGUUUUUCUCCAUACUGAUUUGUUUUCUUGACUGCUCUUAGAGAAAAACAGAGAAAUAAAGGAGUGUGGAUCAGCA